Messenger RNA from Cariama cristata (Red-legged seriema), 534 nucleotides. RefSeq names its product mitochondrial ribosomal protein L32 (gene MRPL32). The coding region runs from base 1 to 534 and encodes 177 amino acids. Gene Ontology annotation, cellular component: mitochondrial large ribosomal subunit. The transcript has 4 exons. The record is from RefSeq and is a predicted model, not a curated record. Gene Ontology annotation, biological process: translation. NCBI's taxonomy places the organism in Eukaryota, Metazoa, Chordata, Aves, Cariamiformes, Cariamidae. Gene Ontology annotation, molecular function: structural constituent of ribosome.
AUGACGUGCUCAGGGCACUCGGUUUCCCAGAAGGCUCAGCGACAGCUGGAGCGUGGCCUCUUGCCGGGUUUCUCCGGGGGCCAGAGCCCACCUUGGGGACCAGCACUAGCUGUCCAAGGUCCGGCUUUUUUUCCACAACCAGUAAGCGACACUAGCGAAUGUAAUGAGAUGUCAAGCCUGUUAGAUAGUGUCUUGUGGAUGGCAGCUCCAAAGAAAAGGCGCACCAUUGAAGUGAACCGCUGCAGGCGAAGAAAUCCCAAUAAACUUAUAAAAGUAAAGAGGAACAUAGAUGUUUGUCCUGAGUGUGGAAACUUGAAACAGAAACAUGUCCUUUGUGGCUAUUGUUACGCAAAGGUCAAAGCAGAAACUCGACUGAUAAGGAUGGAAAUACAUAAAAAGGAAGGAGGACCGUUUAAUGCUCCAACUGUAGAGACUGUUGUCCUUUAUGAGGGAGAAAAGCCCACAGAAAAAGAUGAAGGCAAGCGGAUCAUUGAAAGAGCCAGGAAGCGUCCAUCUUGGUUUGUUCAAAAUUGA